AUGGCUUCAUCCCAGCAAAACUCAUUUUCCACUCCAAAGUGGUGGAAGGAGUCCGUUGUAUACCAAAUUUAUCCAUCAUCCUUCCAGUCCUCGCCAGGGGCCAAGCUGCCGGGAUGGGGCACUGUCAAAGGCAUGACCUCGCGGCUGGACUACCUCAAGUCACUGGGCGUCGACGUGCUCUGGACCAGCCCGAUCUACAAGUCCCCGCAGGCCGACAUGGGUUACGACAUCGCGUCGUACAAGGAGAUCGACCCGCGCUACGGCUCGCUGGAGGACGUGGACGAGCUGAUCGCCGAGCUCAAGAAGCGCGGCAUGAAGCUCAUGAUGGACCUGGUCGCGAACCACACCUCGGACGAGAACGCCUGGUUCCUUGAGAGCCGCAGCAGCAAGGACAGCCCCAAGCGGGCGUGGUACCACUGGCAGCCGCCCAAGGGGUUCGACAGCCACGGCAAGCCGGUCCCGCCCAACAACUGGGCGCAGAUCCUGGGCGAGGCCAACUCGGCUUGGACGUGGGACGAGAAGACGCAAGAGUUCUACCUUAGCCUGUUCACGCCCGAGCAGCCCGACCUCAACUGGGAGAACCCCGAGGUCAGGGAGGCCGUGUGGGAUGUCAUGCGCUUCUGGCUCGACCGCGGGGCGUGCGGUUUCAGGAUGGACGUGAUCAAUAUGAUUUCCAAGGUCCCGGGCUACCCCGACGCUGACGAGGUGCUGGGCCCGGACCAUAAAUACCAGCCCGCGUGGAAGCACACGAUCAAUGGCCCGCGGCUGCACGAGUUCAUGCGGGAGAUGCACGACACGGUGCUGAGCAAGUACGAUACAAUCACCGUCGGCGAGAUGCCUGGCAUCAGCGACGACAACGAGGUCCUGCGGACGGUUGGGGCGAACUCGAAGGAGCUCAACAUGAUCUUCAUUUUUGAUGUGGUCGAUAUAGAUAGGUACGAUGUUCGGAUGACCUUACGCCCUUGGACGGUCAAGGAGAUGAAGGGCAUAAUCAGCCGGUGGCAGAACGUGAUGAUCGAGAAGGAUGGGUGGAACUCGGUCUUCAUCGAGAACCACGACAACCCCCGGUCCAUCUCCAGGUACGCGAGCGACAGCGAUGAGAACAGGGACAAGUCGGCGCGGCUGCUGGCCCUGAUGCAGACAACCCUCGGCGGCACGAUGUUCGUCUACCAGGGCGAGGAGAUCGGCAUGCGCAACUGCCCCAAGGAGUGGCCCAUCGAGGAGUUUAAGGACAUCGAGACGAUCAACUAUUUUAAGAAGGUCAACACGAUAUAUAAGGGCCAGCCGGAGAAGAUCGCAGAGGGCCGGGACAUCAUCGACGCGAAAGCAAGAGACCACGCCCGGACACCAAUGCAGUGGGACGCGUCCCCGAACGCAGGGUUCUGCGAGCCCAGCGUCACGCCGUGGAUGCGCGUCAUGGACGACUACAAGACGGUCAACGCCGCAGCCCAGGUCGACUUCAAGUCGGACACGGAGCUCUCGCCGUGGCAGUGGUGGCAGCGGGCGCUCGCCGACCGCAAGGAGCACAAGGACGUGUUCGUCUACGGCGGCUUCGAGGACCUCUCCGCCGACCACGACACGGUGUAUGCCUACGCGCGGACGAGCAGCACCACCAAGGGGGAGAAGUGGGUCGUGGUCCUCAACUUCUCGGGCGACGAGCAGGACUUUUCGUUGCCCAAGGGCGUCGAGGUCGACUUCUGGGCGGCGACGACUUAUGGCAAGUCGAAGGCGGAAGGCAAGGCGCUCUCCGGGGCGGUCACGUUGAAGCCUUGGGAGGGUCUUCUUGGGAAAUGCAAGGCUGUGUGA
Molecule: messenger RNA, 1806 nt
Organism: Diaporthe amygdali
Lineage: Eukaryota; Fungi; Ascomycota; Sordariomycetes; Diaporthales; Diaporthaceae
Product: lpha-glucosidase maltase
Exons: 2
Coding region: 1-1806 (601 amino acids)
Biological process (GO): oligosaccharide catabolic process
Molecular function (GO): alpha-amylase activity
Source: RefSeq, a predicted model, not a curated record